AAACCUCGGUCAGAUUUGCAUUUAAGGUUGGCGUUGCAUACAAACACGGAUCGUGCCUGAUAACAGGUCUUUCAGCUUCAGCAACACCGUAGUGUUUGACAAAGUCGGUAUGAUUCUCCGGGCGGCAAUCCUUAUCCACCUUUUUCACUUAGUGGCAUCAAAGUCAUAUUCAGAAUACUGGAGUUGUGCUGGUGGUGAAGAAAAUUUGCUACAACUAGAGAAGCGUCCCUAUGUUUGGAUAGAUGCCUCAUCUGCACGUCAUCCACCUAGUAGAUUAACUUGUUGGCCGUUUGGCCUGGAUUUCAUUUGUACAAACUCCAGUGGUGGUACUAACUCUACUGAUGUAGUACUGUGCGCCGCACCAAUAGCACGGCCGUUGGGUCAGCCUACUGGCGUGAACAGCUUCCAAGUUGUGUCUUAUAAUAUCUACGAGCUGGAUUAUAUUUAUAACCCAGCAUUCCUGGGUUUACCGCCUGUUUUCUCGUAUUCCGGACAGAGAGAGCGGACUUGCCGCAUACCUCUUAACAUUAUACGGGGUCACCGAUAUGUUGACGUCAUCGUCUUCCAAGAGGUGUACAUGGGAGGAUGUUUCCCAAAUGAAAUGGAUCUGAGAGAUCUUUUAACAUAUUAUGGUUUUCGAUAUAUAACUCCUAAUGUUGGAGCCGCAGAAGAAGCUAAUCCUCUUCUCUUGGAAAAUGGUGGCGUUGCCAUCGCCUCACGUUGGCCGAUUGUGUAUUAUGAGCAGUACAUAUUCAAUAUAUCUGACCCGACUACUGCCGACGCGUUCGCAGCAAAAGGAGUCAUGUACGCGCAUAUAAUGAAGUCAGACGACAAAGAAACCUUGCCAUAUCACGUGUUUGGCACUCACAUGCAGGCCGAGGUAGGCGCAACAAGAGAAGUAGUACGUGAAGCCCAGGCAACACAAAUGUCCAAAUUCAUUGCAGGACUUGAAAUAAGUACUUCUGAACCAGUAAUUAUGGCGGGAGAUUUUAACGCAGAUAUGAAUAACUUCCCAGAUCACGCUGAGCGCGUCCUCGACAACAUGGGAGCUAUCCUUCCUAAUAUAGCUGGACCUUUGCGAACGACAUGGGACCCACUAACGAAUGAAUUGAUACUGGAUAAAGAACAACCGACAGAGCAAUGGUUGGAUUAUGUAGUGUUGAGUUCAUCGCAUUUGACUGAAGGCGUCAGAGCAAGCGUGAUUGCCUUCAAACCAAGAUGUCCAACGUUUAGCGUCUGUAUCGCUGCGUCAACAGGCGAGUACGUGUCAAGUCUAUCGCCUGAUUGCGAACAGACGCUUGACGUCGUGAACUUGUCGGAUCACUAUGCGGUUAUUGGGUCUUUUCUUUUCCCACGAAACUCCGAGAAAAAGAAAAAGUGUUGUAAAAAUAGGAGAUUCCAAUAGUCAUCAUUUGUUUGAUUUAUUUUUCCAAUUAUUUGUUUAGGGCCUAUCGUCUAGACUGAGGUAUGGAAUAUUCUGGCAAGGCGCGACUGCAAUAUGAUUCUACACACAUGUUCUGCUCAAAUCCAUUGAUUAAAUAUUAAUCAAUGGAUUUAUAGAAAUACCGGUAACUAAUACAAUUUCGUAGAAAUAAUAAAUUCGUAGGUCUAUUCUACCAUUUUAUGUAGGAAAAUCUCAGUGAAAUCUCUGAUUAUCUAUUUCGAAUUUUACAUUCACAUUAUUUUGCACAUUUUUAUUUACAUUAAAAUUAAAUUUAUUUCGUAAA
Molecule: messenger RNA, 1727 nt
Organism: Anneissia japonica
Lineage: Eukaryota; Metazoa; Echinodermata; Crinoidea; Comatulida; Comatulidae
Product: sphingomyelinase C-like
Exons: 3
Coding region: 110-1405 (431 amino acids)
Cellular component (GO): extracellular region
Molecular function (GO): sphingomyelin phosphodiesterase activity
Source: RefSeq, a predicted model, not a curated record